This is a messenger RNA of Macadamia integrifolia, 1537 nucleotides long. RefSeq names its product dolichyl-diphosphooligosaccharide--protein glycosyltransferase 48 kDa subunit-like. Gene Ontology annotation, cellular component: oligosaccharyltransferase complex; endoplasmic reticulum membrane. The coding region runs from base 98 to 1405 and encodes 435 amino acids. NCBI's taxonomy places the organism in Eukaryota, Viridiplantae, Streptophyta, Magnoliopsida, Proteales, Proteaceae. The record is from RefSeq and is a predicted model, not a curated record. The transcript has 13 exons.
CACGAUUCAUAGAAGUCAAUUGGAUUAGGCGAGUAUUUAUAAGAGUCUGAGACCCGUUGACAGAGCGAGGCUCACGAGCUCCAAAACCCUAGAAACGAUGGCGAAGUUGUUGUUAUUUAUGACUUUAGUUUCAUUGCUCCCAUUGCUUGGCAGCUCUUUCUCUACUGAAAGCCCCACGGAUCGACGUAUUCUCGUACUUUUGGAUGACUUCGGGAUCAAAUCCUCGCAUUCGAUUUUUUUCAAGACUCUGCAAACUCGAGGUUUUGAACUUGAUUUCAAGCUCGCAGACGAUCCCAAGCUUACCUUACAGCGAUACGGACAGUACUUGUAUGAUGGAUUAAUUCUAUUUUCUCCGACGAUCGAGCGUUUCGGGGGAACUUUGGACUUGGCUACUGUACUGGAUUUCGUUGAUUCGGGCCGUGAUUUGAUCGUUGCUGCCGAUGCUUCUGCCUCCGAUUUGAUUCGGGAUAUUGCCACUGAAUGUGGAGUUGAAUUUGACGAGGAUCCUGCAGCCGUGGUUAUUGACCACACCAGCUAUGCAGUUUCAGAAAUUGAAGGAGAUCAUACUUUGAUUGCCAGUGAUGAUUUCAUUCAAUCUGAUGCCAUUCUGGGCAGCAAGAUUAUAGAGACCCCUGUCUUGUUUCAAGGAGUUGGUCAUACAUUAAAUCCUGCCAAUAGCCUGGUAUUGAAAGUUCUAUCAGCUUCACCAUCCGCAUAUUCUGCUAAUCUAAAAAGCAAGUUGUCAACUCCUCCAUCACUUACAGGAUCUGCGAUCUCUUUAGUUUCAGUUGUCCAGGCAAGAAAUAAUGCUCGUAUAUUGAUCUCUGGGUCUUUAGCCCUCUUCAGCAAUCGAUUUUUUAGAUCAGGUGUUCAGAAGGCUGGAAGUUCAAUCAAAUUUGAGAAAUCAGGGAAUGAGCAGUUUGUUACUGAACUCAGUAAAUGGAUGUUCCAUGAAAGGGGUCAUCUCAAGGCAGUGAAUAUUAGGCACCAAAAAGUUGGGGAAACAGGUGAACCAGCAAUCUACAGGAUUAAUGAUGACCUGGAGUACUCUGUGGAGAUCUAUGAGUGGUCUGGAUCCAGCUGGGAACCAUAUAUGGCCAAUGAUGUCCAAGUGCAAUUCUACAUGAUGAGCCCCUAUGUGUUGAAAACUUUAUCAACUGAUGGGAAGGGUCGCUAUUUUACUUCGUUCAAGGUACCGGAUGUUUAUGGAGUUUUCCAAUUCAAGGUUGAAUACCAGAGGCUUGGAUAUACAAGCUUAUCUCUUUCGAAGCAGAUUCCAGUACGACCCUUCAGACACAAUGAGUAUGACAGAUUUAUAACAACAGCUUUUCCUUAUUAUGGAGCUUCAUUUUCAACGAUGGCAGGCUUCUUCAUCUUCAGCAUUGUCUACCUGUACAACAAAUAGCUAAGGCCAUUCGCAUUCGAGUGAACUUUUGGUUGAGAAUACAGAAAUUCUUAUAUUAUAAAGUUUUGACUAAGCAGGUUAAUCACACAAUUGUUUACAAAUUUUAUUUACAAAGAGGUAGUUAUAGUCAAA